CAGAAUACACAUAUGCAAUUUAGAUAUAGAAAUACUUCCUACUAUAGCAAAUUCACAUGCAAAGAAUACUUUUUGUCACAUCAAACAACUUCAAGUUCUUCCUUCAGUGUUUUCCACUAUCAUUUCUUCACUUUCUCCUUCUGUAAUCACUCUCACUAAAACAAUAUCCACCAUAAUUAGCAAUCAUGAACUAACAUUAACUUAAAUGACACAUUUUUCUGUCAAUAAUGGAUACACAAUUUUCCAUUUCCUUCUUUUCUCUACUAUUUUUGUGCUUUUUAACCUGUUAUUCUGUUUCUUCUUUUAACCCAUCUGAUAAUUAUCUCAUAAACUGUGGUUCCAACACUAAUAAUACAAUUGAUAAUCGAGUUUUUAUUGGAGAUUUAACAAAACCCAGAUUUCUUUCACUUGAUUCUUCACCUAAAUCAUCUCAAAUUUCAGUUUCUAACCCUAACCCAUCUUCAAAUUCACUCCCAAUUUACAACACAGCAAGGGUUUUCGUAGAUGGGUCUAGUACUUACAAAUUCAGCAUCAAAAAAAUGGGAAUUCAUUUGGUACGUUUUCAUUUUUUCCCAUUUGAAUCUCAAAAUUAUAAUCUUAGUUCAGCAAAAUUUGGUGUUUCAAUUAAUGGGUAUUCAUUAUUUAAUGGUUUUAGACCUAAUAUGAUGUCUUUAAGAGAGUUUACACUGAGAAUUAACAAUGAUAACCUUGAAAUUGUGUUUAUUCCUGAUGUUAGUGAACCAAAUUUUGCUUUUGUUAAUGCAAUUGAGGUAAUUUCAGCUCCUGAUUACUUAAUUCUUGAUUAUGGGGUGAUUAAUAUUGAUAAUUAUGGUGUUAAGGAGUACAAGAAUCUGUCUUACCAAAUUUUAGAGACUAUUCAUAGGAUUAAUGUUGGUGGGUUUAAAUUAAGCCCUUUUAAUGAUACCCUUUGGAGGACUUGGAUUCCAGAUGAUGAUUAUUUGGUUUUACAAUCAGCUGCUAAAAGGGUUAGUACUAAUCAUGCUCCUAAUUACAAGCCUGGUGGUGUUAAUAGGGAGAUUGCACCUGAUUUUGUUUAUAUGACUGCUAAGGAGAUGGAUAAGGAUAAUGUUACUGCCUUUGCUAAUUUCAAUAUAACAUGGAAUUUUCCUGUGUUUGAUCAUGUUUUGUAUGUUGUGAGGCUGCAUUUUUGUGAUAUUGUUAGUAUUGGGCUUUAUCAGCUCUAUUUUAAUGUGUUUAUUAACGGGUUAAUGGCGUAUAAAGACUUGGAUUUGUCGUCUUUGACGGUUCAUACUCUUGCAUCUCCUUAUUAUCUCGAUUUCGUUGUGAAGAUGGAUCAGUCGGGACCUGUUCAGGUUAGUGUUGGUCCGUCUGGAUUGAGUACUUCAAUGAAGAAGAAUGCUAUCUUAAAUGGGGUUGAGAUUAUGAAGGUAAUUAACAGUGAGGUUGCUGGAUCGGGAUCACAGAAGAAGAGAGUGUUUAUCGUUUUGGGUUCUGUCGUUGGAGGUUUUGUGCUGUUAAGUUUCGUGGGUGUCGGUGUUUUUGUUGUACUAAUUUGCAGGAAGAAACGAAAAUCGGAUUCAGAAAGUUCUGUUUGGACAAAUUUACGAACCAUGGGAGGCAGCAUGUAUAGUCGAGGCACCGAAAGGAGUACCUCGCCUCACAGGAGUGGAUUAAAGAUCCCUUUCGAAGAAAUUCAGUAUGCAACGAGUAAUUUUAACAGGACUUUGGUAAUCGGUACUGGCGGGUUUGGGAUGGUGUACAAAGGAGUUCUUAGAGAUGGUACGAAAGUUGCUGUGAAACGAGGCAUGCCGGGGUCUAGACAAGGUCUUCCCGAGUUCCAAACUGAAAUAUCGAUUUUAUCGAAAAUCAGACAUCGUCACCUGGUUUCUAUGGUCGGGUACUGCGAAGAGCAGUCGGAGAUGAUCCUUGCAUACGAGUACGUUGAGAAAGGGCCAUUAAACAAGCAUCUAUACGGUUGUGGAUUGCCUCUGUUAUCUUGGAAGCAGAGGCUUGAUAUUUGCAUUGGUGCGGCUAGAGGUCUUCAUUACCUUCAUACAGGUUUCGCACAGGGAAUAAUUCAUCGAGAUGUCAAAUCGACCAACAUUCUACUCGAUGAAAGUUAUGUUGCCAAAGUAGCUGAUUUCGGGUUGUCAAGAUCGGGCCCACACCUUGAUCAGACUCAUGUCAGCACUGGCGUAAAAGGUAGUUUCGGUUAUCUCGACCCUGAAUAUUUCAGAAGACAGCAGCUGACAGAUAAGUCCGAUGUUUAUUCCUUCGGAGUUGUAUUGCUUGAAGUUCUAUGUGCUAGACCAGCAGUAGAUCCGAUGCUUGCAAGGGAACAAGUAAAUUUAGCUGAAUGGGCACUAGAGUACCAAAAGAAUGGCCUCCUGGAGAGUAUUAUUGAUCCCCGUCUCAAGAGCGAGAUAAAGCCAAGAUCUCUAAAGAAAUUUGGGGAUACAGCACAAAAAUGCUUAGCAGAAUAUGGUGUAGAUAGGCCGACUAUGGGCGAUGUUUUGUGGAACUUAGAACAUGCGUUGCAGCUUCAAGAAGUUAAAACUACAACGGACGCAGACGAUACAAGCGACACAUUCACUACAGAUAUUUCGGUAUCGAGAAUUGUUCCUCAUGCUCAUACCAGUAUACUUUCCAUUCGGGAUACCAGUGAUGAGCAUUUAGGCAAGUCGACCAGUGAAGUUUUCUCACAGUUGGUGACCAACGAUGGCAGAUAGUCUAAAAUGUAGUACAUCGUGUCUUAUUUAGAUAAUAUUCGUCUGCAUUGCAUAUUGAUUGGUAAUUGUAUGAAAUUAGUUUUCGAUUUUUAAUUGAGCUUAAAAUACGUGUUCACCGA
Messenger RNA from Amaranthus tricolor (Joseph's coat), 2830 nucleotides. RefSeq names its product probable receptor-like protein kinase At5g24010. The record is from RefSeq and is a predicted model, not a curated record. The transcript has a single exon. Gene Ontology annotation, cellular component: plasmodesma; plasma membrane. Gene Ontology annotation, biological process: protein autophosphorylation. Gene Ontology annotation, molecular function: ATP binding; transmembrane receptor protein tyrosine kinase activity. Lineage: Eukaryota; Viridiplantae; Streptophyta; Magnoliopsida; Caryophyllales; Amaranthaceae. The coding region runs from base 228 to 2711 and encodes 827 amino acids.